UCAAAAAUUAUGUUUUGAUAUAUUUACGGUAGGAAAUUUACAAAAUAUCUUCUCGGAAUAUGAUCUUUAAUAUCCUAGUGAUUUUUGGCAUAACAGAAAAAUCGAUCAUUUUGACCCAUACAAUGUAUUUUUGUCUCUUACAACAAAUAUACCUGUGCUACUUAUGACUGCUUUUGUGCUCCAUGGUCACAUAUGUAUGCACACGUAUCCAUAUAACUAACUAACUGUAUGUAUGUAGUAUACGUGUAUAUAUACAUAUAUAGCUUGAUAGAUAUGUAGAUAAACUCACUUUGAUAGAUAUUUAUACAAACACUUAUGUACUAAAAAAUAAGUACACACACAUACAAAUCGGAACUUUGUAAUCAAGUUUUAGGAAUUUGAAAAAGUAAAACAAAGCAACUUCGUGACAAAAUGAGACAUUUUUGAGUAUUCUGCGCUAUUUCUAUGUGUCUACGCAAAACUGAGUGACAUUUAUAAUGUACAAACGAUUAAAUGUUCUUCCAUUAAAACAUUUUAAAUCAUGCUGGUAAACAGGAUUUCAGGUUUGGUUGCUGCUGACAUCCUCAAAUUAAUCUUUACACUUAAAUUGUUAUGCAGAAGAAAUAGUAGCACAUGCAAUGAAACAAUUGAUAUUAAAUGAAACCCAAGCAUCUUCCUGAGUAUUUGCAGAGCCACUGAAGAAAUACUCGCACAUUCACACACAGCCCACACGUAAGUCAGACGCUCACACAUCACAGCCUCCUCGCACAUUCACACUCGCGUCUGCCACGAUCCCACUAAAGCAGAUCAGAUGGUAAAGCUGAUGUGUAACCCUGCCAUCCAGGUUCUCGCGCUGGAUUAGCCUGGCUUCAACAAUUAAAAGUGUUUUAAACCAGGAUGGAGUGGCAGCCGGAUGAACAGGGUUUACAGCAGGUGCUGCAGCUGCUGAAGGACUCACAGUCUCCAGAUACGGCCACACAGAGAGCCGUUCAAGAGAAACUGGAGCAGCUGAAUCAGUUUCCAGACUUCAACAACUAUCUCAUCUUCGUCCUCACCAGCCUCAAAUCUGAAGACGAGCCCACCCGUUCUCUGAGCGGUCUGAUUCUCAAGAACAACGUGAAGGCUCACUACCAGAACUUCCCUCCGGCCGUGGCCGACUUCAUCAAGAGAGAGUGUCUCAACAACAUCGGAGACCCGUCCCCGCUCAUCCGCGCCACCAUCGGUAUUCUCAUCACUACUAUCGCGUCUAAAGGGGAGCUGCAGACAUGGCCUGAGCUGCUGCCUCAACUCUGCAACCUCCUCAACUCGGAGGAUUACAACACCUGCGAGGGUUCUUUUGGUGCGCUGCAGAAGAUCUGUGAGGACUCGUCUGAACUGCUGGACAGUGACGCUCUGAAUCGACCCCUCAACAUCAUGAUCCCCAAAUUCCUGCAGUUCUUCAAACACUGCAGCCCCAAGAUCAGGUCUCAUGCCAUAGCGUGUGUGAAUCAGUUCAUUAUUGGCAGGGCUCAGGCUCUCAUGGACAACAUCGACACAUUCAUAGAGUCUCUGUUUGCGUUGGCGGGUGAUGAAGACUGCGAGGUGAGGAAGAAUGUGUGCAGAGCUCUGGUCAUGCUGUUGGAGGUCCGGAUCGACCGACUGAUACCGCACAUGCACAGCAUCAUACAGUACAUGCUGCAGCGCACGCAGGACGCGGAUGAGAACGUGGCGCUGGAGGCGUGUGAAUUCUGGCUGACUCUGGCGGAGCAGCCCAUCUGUAAAGAGGCUCUGUCAGGACACCUGGUCCAACUCAUCCCCAUCCUGGUCAACGGAAUGAAGUAUUCUGAGAUUGACAUCAUUUUACUGAAGGGUGACGUGGAGGAGGAGGACGACAACGUUCCUGACAGCGAGCAGGACAUCAAGCCUCGCUUCCACAAGUCACGUACCGUCACGCUGCAGCACGAGGGAGGAGAGGGAGAGGAAGGAGAGGACAUCGACGAAGACGAGGAUGAUGACGACGACACGCUGUCUGACUGGAACCUACGGAAGUGCUCUGCGGCGGCGCUGGACGUGUUGGCUAACGUCUUUCGGGACGACCUGUUGCCGCACCUGCUGCCGCUGCUGAAGGGUUUGCUGUUCCACCCUGACUGGGUCACCAAAGAGUCCGGGAUACUGGUGCUGGGAGCCAUCGCUGAAGGCUGUAUGCAGGGUAUGGUACAGUACCUGCCCGAGCUCAUCCCGCACCUGAUCCAGUGUCUGUGUGAUAAGAAGGCUCUGGUUCGCUCCAUCGCCUGCUGGACGCUCAGCCGCUACGCACACUGGGUGGUGAGCCAGCCGCCAGAUGCCCACCUCAAACCGCUCAUGACAGAACUGCUCAAACGCAUCCUAGACGGCAACAAGAGGGUGCAGGAGGCUGCCUGCAGUGCAUUUGCGACUCUGGAGGAGGAAGCGUGUACGGAGCUGGUUCCGUACCUCAGUUUCAUUUUGGACACUCUGGUGUUUGCGUUUGGAAAAUAUCAGCACAAGAACCUGCUCAUCCUCUACGACGCCAUCGGCACCCUGGCAGACUCUGUCGGACAUCAUCUGAACCAACCGGAAUACAUCCAGAAACUGAUGCCUCCUCUGAUCCAGAAGUGGAAUGAACUGAAAGACGAGGAUAAAGACCUGUUUCCUCUGCUGGAGUGUUUGUCGUCUGUGGCUACGGCAUUACAGAGCGGUUUCCUCCCGUACUGUGAGCCCGUCUAUCAGCGCUGUGUUACUCUGGUGCAGAAAACACUCGCACAAGCCAUGAUGUACAGCCAGCAGCCGGAUCAGUAUGAGGCUCCAGAUAAGGACUUCAUGAUAGUCGCUCUGGAUCUGCUCAGCGGUCUGGCCGAAGGUCUCGGGGGUCAUGUGGACCAGCUGGUUGCCCGUAGCAACAUCAUGACCCUUCUGUUCCAGUGUAUGCAGGUACAAUGUGACUGAGGUGAGC
This is a messenger RNA of Sinocyclocheilus rhinocerous, 2929 nucleotides long. RefSeq names its product transportin-2-like. Gene Ontology annotation, molecular function: small GTPase binding. NCBI's taxonomy places the organism in Eukaryota, Metazoa, Chordata, Actinopteri, Cypriniformes, Cyprinidae. Gene Ontology annotation, biological process: protein import into nucleus. The coding region runs from base 877 to 2922 and encodes 681 amino acids. The record is from RefSeq and is a predicted model, not a curated record. The transcript is spliced from 18 exons.